Molecule: messenger RNA, 1329 nt
Organism: Osmerus eperlanus (European smelt)
Lineage: Eukaryota; Metazoa; Chordata; Actinopteri; Osmeriformes; Osmeridae
Product: guanine nucleotide exchange factor VAV2-like
Exons: 3
Coding region: 988-1329 (113 amino acids)
Biological process (GO): regulation of GTPase activity; cell migration
Cellular component (GO): cytoplasm
Molecular function (GO): guanyl-nucleotide exchange factor activity; protein binding
Source: RefSeq, a predicted model, not a curated record
CGGACGAGGAGGAAAGGAAGAUUAGGACGGAGGGAACAAGAAAAUCACGCAAAAAACAUCGUGCGGACUCUGUCCAAAUUUCCCUUUACAGCAGUUACUAUUUCGAGAAAGCAUCUGGCGAGAUCAUCGGGAAGGAAAUCUUUUCCCUGGACUUGUUUCUGUUUGAGUUCGGAGAGAUGUUUCGAAGGCUUUGAGGAGACCGAGGAGGUUGUGCGAGGCUUUGUAAGACAUGUAUUCAGAUUACGUACUACGUAGCCUAUCUGUAUGACAACUGCUUAUUGUGGUGAUACAUAAUUGCCCUCAAGGCAACAAACGAAGUAUCAACGGUAGCCUAUAGACUACAAAUGCAAAGCUACGUCGCUCUGUGAAUGAGAGAAUCAGACACAACCGUACAGCGGUCCGAAGUUCUCAGAGAAAACGUUGGUGAUAAUUUUCAGAGAAUUAUACAUCUAAAGGUCACUGCUGAUACAAUAUGCACGCGAGAAGGGCCGUGGGGAACUAUACACCCAACAUCUAAAGAUUUAAAUGUGUAUCUACUCUAUAGAUUAUGUCAUGAAUACAAAGCCCUUUGGAUAUGCAGAAAACUUUUGAGAAUGAAGAAAAGGAAAUUGCAGUUCCAGUAGCUCAUAUAGCCUGUUUACUUAGAAGUCGCCAAUUUACUGGAUUAUAGGCUACUCGCAGUUUGCCAAGUAAACUGUCAAUCAUUGUCCUUGUCCCACUGCGAUACGAGGUGGACAUAUUUUGGAUUUGGAAAGAUAACACUUUAGCCUACCAAAGCGACCGCACACGUGACGUGGAUUCUAAAUGUAACGCAAUCGUGAAGUUAUCGGUGCUGCAACCGUUUCCACGGUGUCUGUGAGAUCGAGAUUUUAACCUUAUAACUGGUGAAGGGAUUGCUUCCGCUGCGCGCUGGAAACCGCGGAAUUACCCCCCCGGAGACGUUUGUCGAAUUUGAGUGCCGAACGCGCUCAGUCCCCACAAGCCGCGAUGGAGGAGUGGAGACAAUGCGGCCGGUGGCUGAUAGACUGCAAGGUUUUGCCCCCGAACCACCGGGUUGUGUGGCCGUCUGCCGCCGUGUUCGACUUGGCCCAGGCGCUACGAGACGGCGUUUUGUUGUGCCAAAUGUUGCACAAUCUCUCUCCUGGCUCUGUGGACCUAAAAGAGAUCAACUUCAGACCUCAGAUGUCACAGUUCCUGUGUCUGAAGAACAUUCGGACCUUCCUCAAGGUGUGCCACGACAAGUUCGGCCUGCGCAACAGCGACCUGUUCGACCCCUUUGACCUCUUCGACGUCAGGGACUUCGGCAAGGGGGCUGUUGAUAUGACAUGA